This is a messenger RNA of Arachis ipaensis, 1653 nucleotides long. The record is from RefSeq and is a predicted model, not a curated record. NCBI's taxonomy places the organism in Eukaryota, Viridiplantae, Streptophyta, Magnoliopsida, Fabales, Fabaceae.
GAGAGAAAGCCACAUGGUGAGAUUGGGAGUGCAAGGGAGCCUCUUCUUAAUGUGUCCCAUGAUUCUGAAAAGUAUUCUGUAUCUGCUGCGAUUUUCCCGUUUUUCUUCCCAGCUCUUGGUGGGCUGCUGUAUGGCUAUGACAUAGGCUCUACAUCGUGUGCAACAAUUUCCAUUGAGUCGCCAACACUAAGUGGAGUAUCUUGGUACAACUUGUCCUCCAUUGAAAUUGGUCUUGUUACUAGUGGAUCAUUAUAUGGUGCCUUAAUUGGUUCUGUUUUGGCCUUCAAUGUUGCUGACUUCCUAGGUAGAAGAAGGGAGCUGGUUUCAGCGGCAUUGUUAUAUCUUGUCGGAGCACUCGUAACAGCACUAGCUCCAAAUCUUCCUAUAUUGGUGAUAGGAAGAUUUGUUUAUGGUAUAGGAAUUGGAUUGGCAAUGCAUGCUGCUCCAAUGUACAUUGCUGAGACGGCCCCGUCAUCAAUACGUGGACUACUGAUUUCUCUGAAAGAGUUCUUUAUAGUACUUGGGAUGGUGGCAGGUUAUGGAAUUGGUAGCCUUCUGGUAGACACGGUAGCUGGGUGGCGGUAUAUGUAUGGAGUUAGUAGUCCUUUGGCAGUAAUCAUGGGAAUUGGAAUGUGUUGGCUCCCAGCUUCUCCUAGAUGGCUACUUUUAUGUGCUAUACAGGGGAAAGGGGAUGGAGAGAAUUUGAAAAGCACCGCAAUUCAUUGUCUAUGCCGUAUUCGAGGUCAAGCUGUUGAUGACUCAGCUCAUCGGCAAGUGGAUGAAAUUCUGGCUGAGCUUGCUUAUGUGGGUGAAGAAAAAGAGGUUACUUUUGGAGAAAUGUUCAGAGGAAAAUGCUUGAAAGCCCUUACCAUUGGUGCAGGAUUGGUCUUGUUUCAACAGAUCACAGGGCAACCAAGUGUGCUUUACUAUGCUGGAUCAAUCCUUCAGAGUGCAGGAUUCUCCGCUGCAUCUGAUGCAACCCGAGUCUCUAUUCUCCUUGGUUUUUUCAAGUUGAUUAUGACCGGAACUGCUGUCGCUGUUGUCGAUAAAGUUGGAAGAAGACCUUUACUACUGGGAGGAGUUUCAGGGAUGGCAGUAUCUUUAUUCCUUCUGGGUUCAUAUUACAUUUUCUUAGAUGAUGCUGCAGUCGUUGCUGUAAUUGGUCUGCUGUUAUAUGUUGGCUGUUAUCAGAUUUCGUUUGGUCCAAUUGGUUGGCUAAUGAUAUCAGAGGUUUUCCCCUUGCGCUUAAGAGGUCGCGGACUCAGUAUCGCUGUACUUGUUAACUUCGGCGCAAAUGCUCUUGUGACAUUUGCUUUCUCCCCACUGAAGGAGUUACUGGGAGCAGGAAUUUUGUUUUACAUAUUUUGUGCAAUAGCAGUGGGAUCUCUUGUAUUCAUAUACUUCAUUGUACCUGAAACCAAGGGACUUACCCUUGAGGAGAUUGAGGCCAAAUGUCUAUAAUCAGAGUCACCUUGUAACUUCUACAUAUCUAGUUGUACUUGUACUACUACUGCAAAUUCUCUUCAAAUCAAUGUUUUGUUAAUGAAACUUAUCAUGUAGAUGUAAACAAUUUGCAAUGAUGUAUGUUGUUGAGUUAAUUAUUAUGGAUGGAUGUAUCACCUAUUAUAUUAAUCACUUUAAUUUGGAUUCCCA